This is a messenger RNA of Durusdinium trenchii, 771 nucleotides long. The record is from the annotation of a GenBank genome assembly. NCBI's taxonomy places the organism in Eukaryota, Dinophyceae, Suessiales, Symbiodiniaceae.
AUGACGACAGGUGCAUGCACCCAGGUGGGCCAUUUCGUGUGGCCCUCCGAGAUGUAUCCACAGUCCCUGGCAACGACGGCAUGGUCUGUACAAGGAAUACCUGGCCAAGUGCAGGCCGUGCCUGCUGCGCUCGCCACAGGGCUAAAGCCAAGUCAGCCCACUUGGGCAGACAUCCGUGGAAAGCUGCUGGAGCGGAGGGACACCAUCGGCUCCUCCUUCUCCACGGCGCCGCCUUCGCCCGACAACUCCACCUCCACAGCGGAGUUUCGCCGGGACUCGGUGAGUUCCACGGCCUCCGUGGCACAGAACCUCCUGGCGGAUGGACCCCCAACCUGGUUGAGAUUUGAAAUUCCAGAGGCACCCGUCUCUCAAGAGGGCCAAGGCCGUGGCACCGAGAAGGACGUGAGAAAAACCUCCAAGACCGAGGUUCAGCCCCACGCGGGCAAGGUCGUCGUGUCUGGUCCAAAACCCUCAGGUGUGGCCCGAGCCAAGUCUCCCGAGGCACGACCCGGUGGCUCCAACCAAAAGAUCUUGGUGCGCUCGAAAACAGGUGUUGAGCCGACUGUGGCUGCCCGUGCAAGGGAACUUGUGAAGGCAAAGACCCAGCAGGGCCUCGCAGCAAGGCCGCGUGGCCAGAGCCCGGUGUCUGUGCUCCGAGCAGCGCCUCGCCUGGUGGUGCCGCCUGCCGAGACCAAGGGAGGCGCGGCGCCAACGGCGCUCGUGUUUGUGCGUGAUGGAGCGGAUUACCCCCCGGUGCGCUUUGCGGCGUGA